Molecule: messenger RNA, 2369 nt
Organism: Ylistrum balloti
Lineage: Eukaryota; Metazoa; Mollusca; Bivalvia; Pectinida; Pectinidae
Product: cholecystokinin receptor type A-like
Exons: 1
Coding region: 200-1585 (461 amino acids)
Biological process (GO): neuropeptide signaling pathway
Cellular component (GO): membrane
Molecular function (GO): G protein-coupled peptide receptor activity
Source: RefSeq, a predicted model, not a curated record
UUAAGAUGACCACAUUUAUACCACCAGUGUUUGUUGGAUCUGCCUUAGUGUGAAGAUGACCACAUUUAUACCUCCAGUGUUUGUUGGAUCUGCCUGAGUGUGAAGAUGACCACAUUGAUACCUCCUGUGUUUGUUGGAUCUGCCUUAGUGUGAAGAUGACCACAUUUAUACCACCAGUGUUUGCUGGAUCUGCCUGAGUAUGAAGAUGACCACAUUGAUACCUCCAGUAUUUGCCGGAUCCGGUAACGACAACAAUAGAACUGAGAAUUAUAAUACAUACCUGGCUCGUCUACUUAUCCCUAACAACGUUGUCCUCGCUCUCUAUCUGUUGGUGGGGCUGUUUGGUAACCUUCUGGUCAUAUAUGUCUACUCUUUUAAGCUCAAGACAAAACGUGACAAUCGUUUCUUCAUACCAUUCCUAGCAUUCCUGGACGUACUCGCUUGCUCUAUUGGAGACAGUUUCGCAAUGUCGUUGAAUAUUCUACCCCUGAAAUACUAUGGAAAUGCGUUGUGCAAAACACUGUGGUUUUUCAGCGAGGCAACCACCAUAGCUUCAGGUCUGUUGUUGCUAGUGAUUGGUUUGCAGAGAUAUCUGAAGGUGUGCAAACCUUUUGAAGCUCAGAUGACUUCUACAUGGAAGAAAAUAGCCCUAAUAGUAACAGUGACGAGUGCGUGUUUCAUAUCUGCCCCAUCUGUGUUGUUCUACGGUGAGAUCCAAUCCUAUUCUUUGGUCAACAUGACUGGAGUCAGGUGCGGCAAGCGUGAUGACAAUGAGUAUCUCGCACAGGGUAUCAUUAUUUAUAAUGUCAUUUUAUGUGCUACAGCGAUCGUGGGGGUUAUAACAAUGGCUGUCCUAUAUGGUCUCAUAGCACGAGUGAUAUAUUAUCAAUUUCUUCGUCACAGAAAAAAAUCAAUGAAUAAGAAAACAAAGCCGCGCAUUAAAAAAAAGCAUUCAAACAAGUCUAACACAUCUACGUCGUGUGAUGAUUCUGAAGGCAAAGUGACGAUGCGAAAAGAUUGUUCUACGGCGUCACCUUCGACAGAAGGUCAAAGUUCGAAUAGUUACCCAACAACACCGGAAACGGAUCUAGAAUCCCAACUACCAUUUCCGGAACCUGAUAUGGAUGAACAAUCAAUAGAUGACGGUGGGGAUAUUGAUCAAAAUAAUACAAAAGAAACAAAGAUAAGAGACAAGAAAGAAGAAAAAAGCUUCAAAAGGCGAUCAUUCGAUGUUUUACGUGAAAACAUCGGUAAUAUACGUGAAAAACUUCAACGAGAGCGAGUUUACAACCACUUUCGUGUACAUCGCUGUACGUACAUGUUCAUGACAAUCACGCUGAUCUUCGUCGUGUCUUACAUUCCACGUGUGGUGCUUAUGUUGCUAGAGUCGUUUGAACCCGAUUUUUGGGGUUUAUUAUCAGAAUCACGACUUCAGGUUUGCUAUUUCCUGUACCGUAUGUACCUCCUCAAUCACGUCACAAAUCCCUUUAUUUACGGACUUUUCGACAGCAGGUUCCGCUCUAAAGCAAAACGACUUCUAUGCCCACGUUUGGUCAAACGAAAAAAACGUAUUUCAAAACGUUAACGACCUGUAAAACCAGCAAUUAUUACAGUGACUAGAAAAAGCUGGAUUUACUAUCCCAAUCAGGAAUUUAUCAUCAGAGAGUCAGUCAUUACUGGGAAUUUAUCAUCAGAGAGUCAGUCAUUACUGGGAAUUUAUCAUCAGAGAGUCGGUCAUUACUGGGAAUUUAUCAUCAGAGAGUCGCUCAUUACUGGGAAUUUAUCAUCAACGAGUCAGUCAUUACUGGGAAUUUAUCAUCAGAGAGUCGCUCAUUACUGGAAAUUUAUAAUUAGAGAGUCAGUCGUUACUGGGAAUCGUCAGUUUUAUUACGUGUAACUGAACCGUUCUCACAUUUUCUGAUUGGACCGUUCAUCUCUUGUAGCUAAGCCUACACAAAUCUUCUGACUAGAUCAUACCGCUCUGAAUGGAUCUUACACAGAUCUCCUCACACAUUUAACACAUAUCUAGUGACUCGCGACUGGAUCCUACACAUGUCACGUGAUUGAAUAAUACUCUCAUUUAGUGACUUCCUACACACAUCCUCGUAACUAGAUUCUACAAACAUCUCGUCAUUGGAUCCUUAACAUAUUUAUUGACUGGAUCCUACACGUAUUUCUUGCAUAGAUCCUACACACGUCUCGUUACGGUAUUCUACAUAUAUCUCGUAACUGAAUCUUUACAUUUCGUAAUCGGAUUCUUUAAACGUUUGGAAUUUCCAUUCAUGAUAAGGACUACUAAGGACAAGGAAAAUGUACAAAUGCUGGAUUCAUUUGUUUAUUUUUUGUAAUAAAUUGUACGUUGAAUUUGA